AUGUCGUCAUCCUCAUCAUCGACAAAAUUUGAAACUAAUCGUAAUAGAUUACCAUUAAAUGAUGAUGAUAGUAAUAAUAAAAAUGUUAAUACCAUUGAACAAUUAUCUAAGCCAUCGACAUCGUCAUUAAAAUUGGGCAAAAAACGUCGUAAUCAUGAUUCCGAUUCUGGAUAUCAGAAUCCAAUUCGUGCAGAAUUGAAACGAAAAGCAAUAGAAAUGGGUGCUCAUUAUGAACCGGAAUGGAAUUCAAAUUGUACACAUUUAAUAUGUGCAUUUAAAGAUACACCUAAAUAUAAUCAUGUUAAACAUAGUGGUGUUGGAAAAAUUGUACGUGAACAAUGGAUUAUUGAUUCGUAUGAACAACGUAAACGUUUAUCAUGUCAAAAGUAA
Molecule: messenger RNA, 390 nt
Organism: Dermatophagoides pteronyssinus (European house dust mite)
Lineage: Eukaryota; Metazoa; Arthropoda; Arachnida; Sarcoptiformes; Pyroglyphidae
Gene: XRCC1
Product: DNA repair protein XRCC1
Biological process (GO): single strand break repair; base-excision repair
Cellular component (GO): nucleus
Molecular function (GO): damaged DNA binding
Source: RefSeq, a predicted model, not a curated record